Manacus vitellinus (golden-collared manakin) is the source of this 7405-nucleotide messenger RNA. RefSeq names its product kelch like family member 31 (gene KLHL31). Gene Ontology annotation, biological process: negative regulation of protein phosphorylation. Gene Ontology annotation, molecular function: protein binding. The coding region runs from base 234 to 2138 and encodes 634 amino acids. Gene Ontology annotation, cellular component: cytoplasm; nucleus. NCBI's taxonomy places the organism in Eukaryota, Metazoa, Chordata, Aves, Passeriformes, Pipridae. The record is from RefSeq and is a predicted model, not a curated record. The transcript is spliced from 3 exons.
GCAGGCUCCAGUCUCCUUUGCUCGCUGUGACAGCAAAGUAUCUCAUUGGAAACCACAAGCUGGGACUUACCAAGUGGCCUCUGACCUUUCUCUCUCUUUUUUACCACAAUUACUCACUUUUUGUGUUUGCAUUUUCCAAGGAAGACGCAUUUUCACUGACAGCUUCUUGGACAGCUCUGGAACGACAUUUUUCUGAGGAGGCAAGCUCUUGGCUGUGAUAUUUCAUUGCAGUCAUGGCUCCUAAGAAGAAGAAUGUGAAAAAGAACAAAGCAGAUGUCAAUGAAACUACUAUCAUCGUGGAAGAUGGCCCCCUCAGUAAACUAAAUGGCUUGAAUGGACUCUUGGAAGGAGGAAAUGGUUUCAGCUGCAUCUCAUCUGAAGUUUCAGACCCAUCAUAUUGCCCAAAUCUCUUGGAAGGUCUAAGUAGAAUGAGACAAGAAAAUUUUCUGUGUGACUUGACUAUCAGUACCAAAACCAAAUCCUUUAGUGUUCAUAAGGUGGUGAUGGCUUCAAGCAGUGAAUACUUCCACAACAUCUUAAAGAAAGAUCCAUCCACUCAAAGAGUGGACCUCAAUGAUGUGUCCCCCUUGGGUCUAGCUACUGUUAUCACCUAUGCUUACUCUGGAAAACUUACUCUCUCACUUUAUACAAUAGGUAGUAUUAUUUCCACAGCAAUUUAUCUACAGAUUCACACCCUUGUAAAGAUGUGCUGUGAUUUUCUAGUCCAAGAAAUCAGUGUUGAGAACUGUAUGUACAUUGCUAAUAUUGCAGAAACGUACGGACUAAAAACAACCAAGGAAGCAGCACACAAAUUUAUUAGAGACAACUUCAUUGAAUUUUCAGAAACUGAUCAGUUCCUAAAACUUACUUUUGAUCAGAUUAAUGAACUUCUUGCAGAUGAUGACUUGCAGUUGCCUUCUGAAAUUGUUGCAUUCCAGAUUGCAAUAAAAUGGCUGGAAUUUGACCAAAAAAGAGUAAAGUUUGCUGCUAAUCUCUUAAGUAACAUCCGUUUUGGUACCAUCUCAGCCCAAGACCUUGUCAAUUAUGUACAAACUGUGCCAAGAAUGAUGCAAGAUGCAGACUGCCAUAAGCUCCUAGUGGAUGCCAUGAACUAUCACUUGCUUCCCUAUCACCAGAAUACACUUCAGUCCAGAAGAACAAGGAUCCGUGGAGGUUUCAGAGUCUUAGUUACUGUUGGGGGACGCCCUGCUCUAACAGAGAAGUCUCUCAGCAGAGACAUCUUAUACAGAGAUCCUGAAAACGGAUGGAAGAAGCUAAGUGAAAUGCCUGCUAAAAGUUUUAAUCAGUGCGUCACAGUGAUGGAUGGAUUUCUUUAUGUGGCUGGUGGGGAAGACCAGAAUGAUGCCAGGAACCAAGCCAAGCAUGCAGUCAGCAAUUUCUGCAGAUAUGAUCCUCGUUUCAACAGCUGGAUUCACUUGGCAAACAUGAAUCAGCGGCGCACCCAUUUUAGCCUGAAUGUGUUCAAUGGCCUCCUUUUUGCCGUGGGCGGUCGCAACUCUGAGGGAUGCCUCUCCUCUGUCGAAUGCUACGUGCCCGCAACUAACCAGUGGCAGAUGAAGGCGCCGCUGGAGGUGCCCAGGUGCUGCCACGCCAGUGCCGUGGUGGAUGGUCAGAUCCUGGUCACGGGAGGCUACAUCAAUAACGCUUACUCUCGCUCAGUGUGCAUGUACGACCCCAGCAAAGACAGCUGGCAGGACAAGGCCAGCCUCAGCACCCCAAGAGGCUGGCACUGUGCAGUGUCCCUUCUGGAGAGGGUCUAUGUCAUGGGUGGGUCUCAGCUGGGGGGGCGAGCCGAGAGGGUUGAUGUUCUCCCUGUGGAGUGUUACAGUCCUUACACAGGGCAAUGGAAUUACGUGGCACCACUUCAAACCGGAGUUAGUACGGCUGGUGCCUCCACCCUUAAUGGGAAAAUUUACUUAGUGGGUGGCUGGAAUGAAAUAGAGAAAAAGUACAAGAAAUGCAUUCAGUGCUAUAACCCAGAUCUCAAUGAAUGGACAGAGGAAGAUGAGCUGCCUGAGGCCACUGUGGGCGUAUCCUGCUGUACAAUAUCCAUGCCCAACACGAAGACAAGAGAGUCCAGGGCCAGCUCAGUCUCUUCUGUCCCGGUUAGUAUUUAAAGACAGGUCUAACCAGCAAUAAGUUAAAAAUGUUUACCAGCACAGCAGUAUAAUUAACCCUUUAAGUAGAAUUUUUGUGCUUAUAUGGAAAAAAAAUAAUUGGCUUUGCAAACAUUUUAAGAGUGCAAACUGGCUGGUUUUCAUGAACUUUAGUACAGGUGGUGUGAAACAGCACAUUCGGGAUAAGAUCAAUUUUCUUAGCCUGAAGAGAGAGUUAACCCAUAGCUGCAGGAUUUCAUUCUCUUUUUGACUGCCAUUGACUUACUAUGCUAUCUGUGGCAUAUCAUUUCAUUUUUUUAUGCCUUGGUUUGCUUACCUGUAAAAUUGAGAUACACUUGCUGUAGAAGAUUGUUAUGAGGCUUUUUAAUACUAAGCUUUAAAUGCUUUCAGAACCCAAAAGGAAAGUCAAAUAUGGCUAGUAAUAUAUCUCAACAUAGAUCAGAAAUGGGCAAUUCAUCAUAAAAUUGCCAUAAAAUUCACCAGUUUUUCAUUUUCUAAGCUUUUUUUUUUUUUUUUUGACAAACAGAAGGGAAAAAAGGCAAACCAAAAAUAUAGCAUAUAGCAUGUGCAUACUUUCCUUUUGGGGCAGCGGUGUUCACAAAAAAAUUCUCAAAGCAUUUUCUCCUUCAGAAUUUAGGAAGAGAACUUCAUCUUCUGCCAUGAAACCCUUUAAUUUUUAUAUCAAAUGCUGUGACAUGGCUUUCAAGACCUGAAUCCACAAAAUACCUUAACUGCUGUAAGCACUUUGGGCCAGCCCCAAGAGCUACCUUGGGUGCCAGAUGGCUCCCCCAACCUCUGUUUAUACCAAGGAGCAGACCCACCCCAUCUUCCUCCUCAUGCCAGGGAGACACCCCUGUCAUUGCAGGUGGGAGGCGCAAAGGCCAGUCCGUAUGACUCCUCCUGUUCCUGCUCUUCCCAUCUGUGUAGAAAUGUAUGUCUGGGUUAUCUUCUCAUCUGAGAAGGUCCUCACCAAUGCAAGGAGCUGGGAGCUGCUGCAAGGGCAAAACAUGGAAGUUGAGUUCAUACCAGGAGACAUCGGGGGCUCAUGGCAUCUGAAUAUGGAGAAGAUGCACAGAGCAAACUCUCUUAGUAUUCUGGCAAAUAACUGGAGGAUAUAAUAAAGACUUCAGGAUCUGCCUUUAAGAAUAGGACAUGUGUGGAAAACUGAAUCAUGGGAAAACUUUCCUUAAUAGGAACAAAGAGAUACCUUAACACCUGUCUUACCAGGUGUGGGCACAACACCCAAAGUAACCUUCUCCUGGACAUACCAUUAUGUAUGUCCUUCUGAAGCCUUCAUUACAGCCCUUUUUAUGGAGAUUUUAUUCACAUUAUUCCAAAGGCUAGACUAACACUCUGUGUGUUGAAGUCUGUGAAUUUUUCCCAGUGAGUGGAGUCUUUACUCAACUUGGAUUACCUUCCAAGAACUUUUCCUCCUGACUUCAGCAUGCACUGGGAGAGUUAAGCAGAAAAUCUAAUCCUAUUCCCAUAGCCAAAAGCCCAUCAUGUCCCCUGAGGAUUUGAUACCAAAAGACUGCUGUCAGCACAAAAUUUCUACGUCCUUUUGUUUGGGGAGGAAAUAGGGAACACAAGGAAUUAAAAUGACUUAAUAUAACCAAAAGGGCAGCAAGUCACUCACCUUUUUCUAAGGUAUCCAGAGAUGGUAUGUAGAAAUUUAAAAAACAACUAUUCUGGCCUCAGAUCCACGUUGGAUAAAAUUGUCAUGAAAUUGUCAUAUGCAAGUGGUUUGUUUUUUUUUUUUUGGAAUUCAGUCUCAAAGUGCUAUGAAUAGUCAGAUGUUGCUCCAUGCUUUCCUAUUUGUGAGCAAACACUUCCUGUACAUUGACAACCAUUUUGGUUUUGAGUAGAAAGUUAUUUGUGAAUGAUGGGCUAAGUGCAAUGAAACUAAUUUCUACUACUUAAAGGGUUAAAAACUUUGGGGGCCAAAUCCUUUUCAUCUUACUCACAAAAAUGGUUCCAUUGAUUUCAGUGGGACUACUGAAUAAGAUGUACAGGAUUUUGAACUCUUGGCCAAAUUCUCGCAGAACAGUAGAUAAAGAUGCUUGCUAAAAGUGUCAUACCCAGAAGGAAGACUGUCCUCUGCCUCCACUGCCCUUCACCACAACAAAUCCACGAAGGCAUGUCCUAGGAGCCAAAUACCAAUGGCCACGUGUUCCUUCUGUAGCAUAAGUUAGGUAUGUACUUUAGGACAAAAAUCCUACACAGAUUAAGAAAUGUUAUUGUUAUCAGUAUAACACUUCAGGGUGGCUUUAUAUUAUUUUCUCUAAACAUCUGUUUAGGCUUCAACUGCACAUUGAGCCAGAAUUUGGCCCUUGAUAUGUGACACUAUUAGCUGGACUUAAUAUUAUGUUGAUCAUGCCAUGUACUGAGCUAUUUGUGAUAUUUUUAUGUAUGAUCUUGUAUUGUUAGAACUGUGAAAAUUAUUUGUAUGGUGUGUUUUAUGGGACAGUGUUCUUUCAUUGUCCAGUACUGCAUUUUCAAUCUUCUGAUGUUUAAUAACAACAUGUCAGUUGAACUCGAAAUAUUGUAUAUCCCCAAAAGAAGUUUUAAAAUACAGUUUAGGAAGUACUGUAUACAUUAAUAUUAAGUAGAACAGAGGACUUCUAACUGUAUGAGAUGUAGACUGUUAAAGCACUACAAGGGUCUUCUUUAAUGAUAUAUUUGUAGUAGUAGGAAAAAAAAUAUAUAAGCCAUUAUCCUCAGAAUUCCUUAUAAAAUGCCCAUGCAUUUUAUAGUCAGCAUCUGUGCUUCAAAUUCAAAUCUGAAAAAUAAGCUUUCUUCAGUCUGUGAGUGAAGCAGUUGGCUAAGGUUUGUUUUCUUGUUUAUUCAUGAUUGUUUAGGCGCAUGGGAGAGUGUGUUACAAGGUUGUGAGGGAGGAACUUACUGUUGUAGAGUUGUGCCGAAAGGAAGAUGUUGUGCUUAGUUCUUAAUUGAGAUGAGAUCAUGAUUGUUUAACCUCUUCUUAAAGUUAACCUUCAAGAUCAUCUGUGGAUCAGUCAAGAGUCCAGUAAACUUAAAUGCCAACUUCUAGCUGGUCAAAGAGGGAAGCAGAUAAAAUUAACAUCAACAAAACCAAAUGAGGUGUUCAAAAGUGCUUUGUGUUGAGAUUUUUUAAAUGGCAGUUUUUGCAGGAAAAAGUAUGUGAUAAAUGAAAUGACUGAGUAAGACCAUGCUUUAUAUUAUCCUGAAACCUAGAUUAGUUUAUCUCGUGAUUGUAACUCUUCCCAAACCAUAGUGGUUUUAGAGGGAGUUUUUCCUUAGUAGCAGCUGGGUUUGGUAAUUCUAGUUGCAAACCCAACAGUCACACAAACAGUUUUAUGAGCAUGCGCACCUUCUUGAAUUCAGUGGGGCUUCUGCUAUAUACAGUUAUUCUCAUGGAUUUAUAUUUGGAAAAUUAAAAUACAAGAACUAAAUCCAUGAGGAGACAAACAUCAAUGUUAGUGACAGCCAACAUGAAUGUAUUAGACUGAUCCUCAACAUGACCAUUCACUUACCAUGCUGGCGCAUGACAUUUUUUUGAGACUCAAUUACCCCAUAAGGAUAUUAUUUCCUGGGGAAUUGUUGCUCAAUGAAAUCCUAUGUAUGCUCCAAGGAUUUUUAUGCAACACACAGGAUGGGAGAUGCUUGAGGCUCCAGUUAGUAGAAAGGGGAAGAUCGAGACACUUAUAACAAUCAGUAGACUGAGAUUUUGUUAGCAAUUCUCAAGAAUGUUUGAGAAAAAUGUGCUGGAAAUAAGCACCUACUUCAACACAUAGCUUUCUAUAAGCAGCUUUGCUUAUGUUGCAUGACUGAGAUGGGCUCCAUGACUGAGAUUUUUCUAAUGAAAAGCAAGGCUCAAUUUUCAAUUGCCUGUAACUUCAGUUCUCAUUUGAACUCAAUUUUCAAUCCAUUUUAACCUAUUUACCCAGGCUGAGAGAUCUUGUUCCAAGUCUGGAUUCACUCAGAGAAUGCGAUUAAAGCCAAUAGUCCUCGUAUAGUUCCUUGGGCUUUUUGCAAUUAUCUUCUCAUCUUUUUGCAUAAGUACUCAAAAACAUUGUAAUGCACAGAUUUAUACUUUGAUUCCUCCUUGCAAGAGGAAGAUCUCUUGUCUCUAUUAGUUUCUCUUUUCUUAUCCAUAACUGAGUGACUAACAGGGCACCAAAGGAGAUGCACAGAUGUGAACAGCACAUAAAAGCUCUGAUUUUAAAAAUCUCAUUGCUGGUGGCCACAAUAAAGAAAAGGACACACUCUGAAAUGCCUGCUGAAAAGAAAAGGGUGAAAAAUUAGUUACUGGUGCUCAUUUGCAAGUGUGACGCUGCUCAGAACUCUGUUCCCAGGAAUUUCCUAAAGAAUAAAGGAAAAUAGAUGCAAUUCUAUAUAGCUGGUAUAGCUGGUAUAGCUGGUAUGAGAGAUUUGGUUAAUGCCAUAUGAGUCUUGCCAUGCAAAGGACAUACUUGUCUCAAUGAAAAUUUUCAAUAACAAUAUAGGCAAUCGAUAAACUUAUAAGAAAUAUAUAGUCAGUUUCUGUUGGUAGAAUGGGAACACACACACUUAUAUAAACUGGAUGUUAUGCUAGUUGCAGCCUUGGCAGUUUUUUUGUCAACAAGAAAAAAUAUUAACUUAUUUGUAUAAAGCAUUUUCCUAGUUUGUUAAGUGCUAGACAUAUUGCUUAUACAGAAGGGUUUUCUAACUGUACAGUUUAAGGAUGGACUGUGAUAACACAAGGGAACAUAUUUCAACAGAAAAAAAAUCUGUAAGUGUAAUGUGAGAAUGUUACUACUUAAAAAUUAAAAUUUGUAGUGCAGCAGUUGUUAGGAGGAAAACAGCAUGUUGGUAUUUUUCAUUGUGUGCUUUAAAUAAAGCUGGCGACACAUGGUGCAAACCAAUUAUUCAUAUUGUAAAAUCAGUUGGAAACUGCGAGACUGUAUGUCUAACGAACGCCUGGUUGCAGUUGAAAUAUGCUUUGUUUUCUGAGCCCCGGGCUGAUCCUUGCUUUCAUAUCAGCCAACUGGAAUGUUUGUUACACCCGGACUGUCAAACCACCUUCACAAUAAGCUGUAUAGUGUGACACUGGAGCCAUUUUUAUCUUUUCUAUUUCAUUACAAGGACAACAACUUGCUUUUUAACAAUAAAUUUCACAGUCUUUUGUUGUAAUCAAAACAAGAAGUGAUGAUAAAUCAGAUGUCUGAUUAGUAACUGAACAUGUUUUCAUUUGGAUUGUAUGAGUAACAGUAUAAAAAAUAAAAACAUCUAAAUUUCAAGGAAAAAAA